CUAGGAAGGACCAUGAUACAGACAGUUAUGACAGCAGCAUGAGUCAAGACACAACCCCUAGCAAAGAAAAGGGACACGCCCUCCUGCUCCGAAAAGGAUCUCACUCCAAGAUGGCGCUAAAGGAAAAGAUUGUUCAGAUAUAUGAAGCUUUCUUCCAGGGAGAAGAUCCAUCACGAGGAAAUGCCAAUUUCUGGGAUGAGCUUUUUCUUCUAAAGGUGAACACCAGCUACAUUGAAAAUGAGAUUGAGAAGCUGAGUGGCGAGGGUCUGCUCAGUCUGAAGGACAACCUGAACAUGCUGUUCUACCAAUGUGUGGAGGCGCUAGCCCAGGACAAUCUAAUCCGAGUUGUCAAUGCGUUACAUACACUCUGCGCUCUGAUACGAGGUAUAUUUCGGAAAAGUCUUGGUAACUAUGGAUUUGAUGUCAUCAAUCUCCUGAUUGGUUUUGAUUCAGCAGAAUCUGUCAUGCAGUCUUUGAUUGAAAACCUGAACCGGUUCCUGACUGGAGACUAUCCAGCCAGUGUCAAACAGCUGGUGCUCAAGUUCCUCCUCGUACUCAUUACGGCCACGGACAAUAUCAGCCAGAACACAAUGCUGGAGUACAUCCUCAUCAACAGCGUGUUCGAGUCCAUCAUCCAGAUUCUGGGGAAUCCCCUGUUACGUAUGUUGCUGGGCCAUGACGCCAUCCUUGUCCUCACACUACUGGUUCAGUACAGGAAACAUGAGUCUGCCAACCCAUACAUUGUCAAGUUGUCGAUUUUAGAUGAUGAAUUAGCAUUAACGGGGUAUGCUCAGAUAGUGUCUUCACUACUCUCAGACUUCAACAGAAACUACCAAGUACAGUUGUCCGAGCCCCAGUCAGGGUGGUUUUCAGCCUUUGCUAAUAUGGUUGGCAAUAUGUUUGUGGCAGAGGAAAAGAAAACAGAAAUAAUGAGGGCUAACGACUCCAUACUGCUGGCAUUGUAUGAAGCCAUUCACCUGAACAGGAACUUCAUCACCGCCCUAACACAUGCUCACACCCCAUCAUCCCCCGCAACGCCCCCAUCAUCCCCAGUCACUACAACAUCCCCGGUGUUGGAUAACCAAGGUGGUCAGCCCGAGAAUGUGAAUGAAGUGGCCACAGCAACACAGCCGACCAAUCUCCUGGUCACCUUCCUGGAAUACAGCUCAAUCAUCUUCCAGGACACCAAGGAUACAGCUCGGUACAACAACGCCAAACUCUGCAUAGUCAUACUCACAUGUAUAGCUGAGGAUCAGUAUGCCAACUCCCUCAUGCAUGAUGUCAACAUGACCUUCCGAGUGCCUCUACACAGACUGCCGAUGCGGCACCGGAAAGUGAAGGCAGACCGAACGAUGAUUCUCCGACCUUUGGUGUGCUCUUUACUAGAUUUAUUGGUGGAGUUCGUCAUGAGUCAUAUGAUGAAAACAUUCCCCAUGGAACUGUACCUGCGAUGUCUGGGGAUCAUCCAUCGAGUGCUGUGUUACCAGAAGCGCUGCCGGGUGCGGAUACAGCACCCAUGGAAGGAGAUGUGGACAGCUCUCAUCAACCUCCUGAAAUUCAUCAUGUCUCACGAGUCGCAGCUAGUGAAGAAACAUAACAUUUUUCAUCUCUGUUCGAAGGUUGUAAACGUGUUCAACUUGUUCAUCACGUAUGGCGAUACGUUUUUACCCAACCCAAACAGCUAUGAUGAGUUGUACUAUGAACUGGUCCGCAUGCAUCAAGUCUUUGACAAUCUCUACUCCAUGGCGUUACGCUACACCACCAAUGACAGUGAGCACAGGGAUUCAGCAGCCAGACUCACCAACCAUCUUGUAAAUGUCAGAGCCAUCAUCAACCACUUUACACCAAAAGUAGAUUCCUGGGCAGCAGCCAACCAUUUGUCCUCCCUCACAGAGGAGCAGGUGUUGGAGGUUGUGAAGAGCAACUAUGACACGCUGACUCUCAAACUACAGGACAGUCUGGAUCAGUAUGAGAGGUACUCCGAGAAACCAAAAGAGACUGGCUUCUUCACACAGCUGGUUCGCCUCAUCAUCUGUGACGUGAGACGUGGUGUGUCCAACCUGGCAGGUCACCAGCAGGACGUCCUCCACGAACUGUCCACUCUGUCCUAACACAGAUGCCAGGCUCCAAAUGCAGCAGGAAGAGUCUAGAUGCAGUGGGUUCAGAGGUUCUAGUCGCCUGACAUUACAUGUUACUUGUUGUCACGACAGCAUUACAAGCUUCCUUGGGGCUAUCACAGGGUUAGACAGCAUCCUUCACUAGGACCAUGGGCGUCAUGCUGGUUUUUGUGGGGAUUAAUGCAUGGUUCUUCACUACCAAAGAAACUGUUGCAUUCAAACAUAGCUGCUGCUUAGUUUCAGCUUCAAACCUCAUAUUAAUGGACAAAGUCAUAUGCUGGGUAACAGUUAUCAGUGAAAAUUUACCGUUUGAUUGGUGGACAAGAUGUUUGAAAUCCUUUAGGAGUUCCUGCUGUGUGUUGCUUUGAGAAGGAUCAGUGGCUAUGUCCAGGUGCUGGACUUCGGAAGUAGCUGAGAUUACCUGUAUAUCUUCUUCUGGUUUGAUGGAACUCGGUCUUGGGGAAAGUAGGGAAGAUUUGUGCAUAACAGCAACAGCUGUUGUAAUUCCUACUCAAGGUUGAUACCACAGACUGCCAGGAAAGAAGUAGUUCAUAUGGACAUACCAGACAUAUAACUGCCCAGCAAAGGCAGAUAGAUAUAAUCAGUUGGAUAUACACAUAUUUACUUCUGUAUGUAUAUGGGGAAAACAAGGACGGCCCAAAGACUCAUGCUGAAACUGGAAUAUUAACCAUGUCUGUAUCAGCCUGUGAACUCUGUGGAAUCAUGGAACUGGGCUUUCAGGUUCACCAAAACUGUUUCAUUAUCUGGUGGCAUCAGAUGAAGACAUGGUGGACACGGUCUCUAUCAGGAACAUGGUGUUUGUUGAUUCAUCCCAACAGACAGAGGAAGACUGGCGCAGAAAGGAUUGUUAUAUCACUAUGAUUGUCUGUUGUGAUACAAGUACUAAGUAGAUCACAUAAACUGUAUUCGUUAUGUAUUGAUGCUGCUUAUAAAACCAAAUGUCGGGGGGAACACACCUGUGUCAGGACACUGAGGGUUUGUGAAGGUAUGGUUAUUAAACAGUGAACAUGAUAUUGGGAAAUCAUGUUUUUCUUGGUGCAAUUAUGAUGUGAAUAAAGAUUCUACUGUAUUUGUGAGAGUGACAAAUAUGAUCUGUCUACACAUGUUAGUGCAGUUAUGGAGUAUAGUGGCUGAACAGAGGGAUUGAACUGCACUUGUAUUGUUUCAAGGACAGGUAACUCCCAGUAUUUUGAAGAUAAGAUGGGUAUUUGGCACCAACUGUUGAAGGAGGGUAUUAUGCACACAAGGAACCACCAAGACAGAAAUGGUAGAUGUUUGUCAACACACAACAAGAGGGGCCUGUCUCUAAUUGAGGGGGUAGGAGUGGGUCAGAAGGGGGACUAAAAGACAUGUCAGUCUCAUGGGAGUCAUCGAAAGCACCUCAGUCUGGUGUCCACAUGGGCACACUUGAAACUUGUGGUCAUGGGUACAGACCCUAUGAAUUCUAAGAAUGGCAUAAAUUCCGGGUAUGGGGGUGAGGGGCAUAAAAACUGCACAUAUGUAUAGGGGGAAGUAUGAUUGGAAUAAACAUUUUAUGAUAAAAUAUAAAGUGUGUUUGCAUUUGUCUUCUCAUGAAUAAAGAUGGACAUGGGAGGGUAAUUAUUUUCAGUGUGCUAGUGUAACAAAACCCUCUGGCCCCCCAGCCCAAGUAAUAUAACUGAGCUCUCUCCCAUGUGGUGUAAACCUGCUCAUUCUUAUCCCAGAGAUCUUAUCAGUCAACACCGCUGUCUUCAGAUAGAUAUUUCAAAUGUUUUGUAUUCACAGUAGAUGGAAUAGUCCGCAAAUUUCAAGUGUGGUCCUCUGCUGAUGGCUUUUCCCUGAAUAUACUACUCAACUUAUGUAAAGAAGGGAACAUGGGUGGCCCAUUUGUUCUUUAACUUCUUUUGAUAAGUAUAUAUUGGAUAUUGUGUUUUAGUCCCUACCUGUGUCAGUUCACCUCAAUAAUGUAUAUGAUUGUGGAAAUGAAGAGAUUAUAAAGGGAUUUUCUGGGCAGUGACUUUGGACAAUUUGGUGCCAACUUGGGAUUAAUAUGGUAUUCUCUGUAAAAAUGAAGAUAAAUUAAAUGCAUUCAAUCUGGAUAUUUUAGGGGCUCAGGAUCUAAGAAUGUUUGUCAAUAUAAGAGCAAUAUGAUGAUGAUACCAGGCAUGUAUAUAUGAGACAACUUGGUAGGCUGGGCUAAGAUUGUAAUGUUAUAAUACUGCAUGUUUUGUUGUAAAUGUGUAUAUAAUCAAAAACGUAUGUACAUUUCUGUUACAAAUCCCUAUUUAAUUUUGUUGUAUAUUUGUAUAGAAUAGACGGUGAGAUGUUUCUUGAAUAUGGAUGGUAUGACUCCCAGACAAAUGGUCAUGACACGGAAUAUAUACAGUCAUCGUCAGUUAUACCAUCUUUUUAUGUUUGUGAUUGUUUUAGUAUGAUAAAUGCAAAUAUUGCAAGGUUUGUUUAUUCAAAAUGUGCAUGAGUUUAAGUUUCUAUUAAAGGUAAAUUUAAUGAUGCGAUAGUUUGUACCUGGCAUUAACAUGUUGAUAUAUUCAUGAUGCAUAUUGAAAUCCUCCAAGACAUUCUACGUACCUGACCACGCGAUAGAUCAGGGAAUAAACAUGCAAUCAAAUUGUUUCAAUAAUGUGUCACGAGUUGAACACAUCAUCAAAAGUUGAUACAUGUAGCACAUAUAAUUUGCUAAGUAAUGGGCUAGUGCAAAAAUGUC
Haliotis rubra (blacklip abalone) is the source of this 4842-nucleotide messenger RNA. Its product is annotated as armadillo-like helical domain-containing protein 3. Lineage: Eukaryota; Metazoa; Mollusca; Gastropoda; Lepetellida; Haliotidae. Gene Ontology annotation, biological process: regulation of Golgi organization. The record is from RefSeq and is a predicted model, not a curated record. The transcript is spliced from 27 exons. Bases 39 to 2111 code for a protein of 690 amino acids. Gene Ontology annotation, cellular component: cytosol.